AGCAGCAGCAGCAGCUUCUUGCCGGCUGGGCGAUGCACUGAGGGGGGAGAGCUCCAAGCGCUCUGGAGUGGGUGCAGCUGAAAGCUCCAGACGUUGCAGAAUGAGUGCGUCAGAAACAGGGAGAGGAGAGGCGAGCACGGCAGGGGGAGGGACGCCGAUGAUGCUAUCAGGCGCCCAGUAGCAACGGCGAGAGGAGCAGAAGCAUAAACUGUCUGACCACAUCAAAUCCCCAGGGACUGGGAUGGCCUUCCCUGUGGACUUACUGGAAAACUACAGCCAUGAAGACCUGGAAAGUUCUGGAGAAGAUUAUAUGUCUGAUCUCAGGUGUGGGGAUCCAGAAAACCCAGAGUUCCUGUCUCUUGCCAGUAACGUCAAAAUCCCAAUUCGUCUGUCCACAAUAGGCUUCGUCCCCCUUUAUGGCGGAGAGGAAAGACACAAAGUCCUUGCUUUGUUUGCGCCAGAGGAUUCACUCACAGCUGUUGCCCUGCUCCUUGCUGAUCAGUGGUGGCCUAUUGAUGAUAUUGUAAGAACAUCUGUUCCUUCCAGAGAAGGACUUUUGCAGGUGAAAACCAUUGGAGAGAGAGUGGUCCUUUAUGUGCUAAAUAGAUUAAUUUAUCGCAAGCAAGAAAUGGAGAAAAAUGAAUGCCCAUUCCUCUGUCACGGUAGCCAUGAUUAUGCGAAAAUACUAUGGAAGAAAGGAGAGGCAAUUGGUUUUUAUUCUGUUAAGCUUCCAGGAAGCAUAUGCGGUGCCUUUCUAACCCAGAGCUACCAGCUUCCGGUCCUUGACACAAUGUUUGUGAGGAAGAAACAUCGAGGGAAAGAUUUUGGGCUCCUGAUGCUGGAAGAUUUUGUGGAUUCUUUCACAGAAGAUGCUCUUGGCCUGCGGUUCCCACUCACGUCUUUUAUGCUUGUUGCUUGCCAGAAGUACUUUGAACGGUAUCCAGGGGAUCAUGACCUUCUGUGGGAAAUUGAAGGCACUGGCAACUUUCACCAGCGGAAAACUGUAGCUAGCAUUUUGCAGAGAGAAAGUUUCAAAUGCAUAGAAGGCUCACAGAAAGAAAACAUCGGUUCCCAGGCUGAUGAAAGUUUUCUGCAGACUGCCGUGAACACCACAAGUGAGCAGGCAUCUGAGCCCAGGGAAACACAGUUAAGUGCUGAUGCUCAUAAAAACAAAGAUGGCUUAGAAGUAUUUGAAGGCACAUCCGAAGAACUUAAUGCUGCUCAGCUUUCUACACGAUCACGAGGCAAUAAUCUCAAACGUCCAAAAUUGGGGAAAAGGUUCCAAGAGCCUGAAAUUGUUGAAGAUGAAGAUAUAAAUGUUUUUCAAACACCAGAAAGCAGACCAGAACCUGAUACACGCGUAUCUGAAAGUUCGGAAGAGGUGAUGGAGAUGGAAGAAAAUGUGGUUGAAAGUGAGCAGGAGGUGUUAGUUGAAAACCAGAAACAACCAGCCCAAGAAGCACCACAGAUGUGUCCUGCAUCUGAGAAGCAAGAUGAUAAAGAGGAAAUGGAAGUGGAGCCACUCAACGGAGAGCUCGUGGAAGAUGCUAUCAAGGUCUCAAUAGUGGCUGAAGGACAAGCAGGAAGUGAAGCAGUGGAUGGAGAGUCAAAGCUGCAGUUGGAAAAUCCAGAGGAAACAACUUUAACCUUACUUGUCCCAUUAAUCCUUGAUUCGUCAGUAAAAUCCACUGAAGACAGUGAUGACAAUGUUUCUGAUAAGGUUGACAGUGUGGCAGAUGCAGAAGAGGAACAACAAGCAACACAAAGGAAAAGGACCCUUGUUCCAAAUGCAGAUCCCGUCGCUGCAGCCGAGAAGGAAGAACCCUCCAACAAUGGUCUUUCGAACUCUGUAGCAACCGCUGAGGCUCUGGAAGAUACCAUUUCUGAGAAUGUGUCUCCUAACACAACUUCCUCUGUGGAGGAGCAGAGUGAAGAAGGAGGUUCUGACACUCCAGAGGCCCCCGUUGUUCUAGGCCAGGGUGCUUUAAUGAUGGUUGAACUGGAGGAUAUCUCGUACUCGCAUCACCCAGAAGGGCAAAAGAACCAACUGGAUGAACAGUCUGAAGAGUCAGCUGAGCCCGCAUCUGAGAAAGCCGCAGACAGCAGUUCGGAGGAUGUGGAAAUCGAAGUGCCCGUAGUGGACAGGCGGACCUUAAGAAGGAAGGCCAAAGGAUACAAAGGACCACCCAAGAAAAAAGGAAAGCUCAUUUGAAAAGGGAAGAGGAGCAUUGUUUCCACCCAGUUGGAUCACUUUCCGCAUUUUUCUUAAAAAAACAAAACAAAAAAACAAAAACAAAAACAAAUUGAAACUACAUGGAACACCAGAACACACGUGUAUUCAAACACUGAAAUCACUCUGCAUUUCCCUGUUCAGUUAUUCGUUUUGUGUGUUUAACCACUAUAUGAGGAGAAUAAAUUUGGAGGUAAACGGUUAGUCUUUUAAAAAAAAUAGUAGGACCUAUUUUAGCCCAGUUUGUUUAGUCACAAAAAAAAGCUUUUCAUCAGGCCACAGUAGAGUUGUGGAGAGGCCAAACAAAUUUUGCGACAAGUUGUAAAUUACCAAGCCUUCUGAUGUGGCUUUUGAUUCGUAAGCCGUUAUUUACAACAGCUGUUCCCCUAGAAGUAAGUGCCACCUAUUGUCCUGUAUGUUCUUAUUAUGUGUACUUCUCUGGUUCUGGCUUAGAGAACAUGCUGUGAAUCUGCCCCUUGUGGUGUGGAAGUAGACACACCCUGGUAAAUUCAGCGGUAACUUUCAUAGGCUUAUUGGGAACAGAAGCUAUGACUAGUUAUUUUUCAAGACCUGGAGCAUUAUUUUGUAGCGAAUUAAAAUCCUGUUUUAACACAA
Lacerta agilis (Sand lizard) is the source of this 2845-nucleotide messenger RNA. RefSeq names its product family with sequence similarity 169 member A (gene FAM169A). The transcript is spliced from 14 exons. NCBI's taxonomy places the organism in Eukaryota, Metazoa, Chordata, Lepidosauria, Squamata, Lacertidae. The record is from RefSeq and is a predicted model, not a curated record. Bases 242 to 2212 code for a protein of 656 amino acids.